AUGGCCACCUGCAAGGAAGAUGGCGGCAUGGGGAUAGAGGGUCUACCUGGUGACGGUAGUGUGUGUAAACCGGAACAGCUUCAAGAUCUGGUCACGUCAAUCAUCUUCACGUGCACUGCGCAGCAAGCGGCAGUUGGCGGGGCUAUGUAUGAUUCGUACGGCUUCCCACCCAACUACCCACUGAAGCUAAGCGGCGCACCCCCAGCCGAUAAGACGCCCCAUGAGGAGUCGGACGUCUUGAACGCCCUGCAGACCGACACCAACUGGGAUCAGGGCGUGGCACUGGCGCAAGUCCUGUCGGACACAGUCAACAAGGGGAUUCUGGGAGAUAGGGACUCCAUGUACUUGUAUGACCCACGGGCUGCAGACAUACACACAAGAUUCGUCGCCGAGCUUGACGAAAUCGGAAAAGUAAUCAGAGAUCGGAAUUCAUCUCGUGACCACUGCUACCACUAUCUGAUUCCGUGCACUAUCUGA
Haliotis rubra (blacklip abalone) is the source of this 477-nucleotide messenger RNA. RefSeq names its product polyunsaturated fatty acid lipoxygenase ALOX12-like. Gene Ontology annotation, molecular function: metal ion binding; oxidoreductase activity, acting on single donors with incorporation of molecular oxygen, incorporation of two atoms of oxygen. The transcript has 4 exons. The coding region runs from base 1 to 477 and encodes 158 amino acids. The record is from RefSeq and is a predicted model, not a curated record. Gene Ontology annotation, biological process: lipid oxidation. Lineage: Eukaryota; Metazoa; Mollusca; Gastropoda; Lepetellida; Haliotidae.